This is a messenger RNA of Dothidotthia symphoricarpi CBS 119687, 3780 nucleotides long. Its product is annotated as insulin-degrading enzyme. The record is from RefSeq and is a predicted model, not a curated record. Gene Ontology annotation, cellular component: cytosol; mitochondrion. Lineage: Eukaryota; Fungi; Ascomycota; Dothideomycetes; Pleosporales; Dothidotthiaceae. Gene Ontology annotation, biological process: peptide catabolic process. Gene Ontology annotation, molecular function: metal ion binding; metalloendopeptidase activity. The coding region runs from base 326 to 3592 and encodes 1088 amino acids. The transcript has 2 exons.
CGCCCUUUGUGUGUCGCAGCUGCCCCAGUUUGCGCAAUUGCUCAUAGGAGAAUAGUCAUCGCCACGCGACUUGACACGGUGCCAGGCUAAUCAACGUUGGUUGACCCCGCUGGCAGUGCUGUGAAUGCUCUCUCUCACAAGCACGCGAUUGUUGCUGGUACCACGACAACAAAACAUCUUCCCCACUCUGCGCUCGGUUGCGCGGUACUCGCUGCGACAUCGCUGUACACAUAGACGGCUCUUGCCCCAGACUUCCACCACCACCACCACCCCUCGCCUCGCCAGACACAUCGUGUCGUCGACAAGGACAACACACGGCGGCAACAUGGCAGAAGAGCUGGGAAGGAGCGUCGGCGCGCGGCAGCGAAUCGAGCAUCUGGAGAGGCCACAGCUCGACGACCGCGCGUACCGCAUCAUCACGCUGCAGAACCAGCUCGAGGUGCUGCUGAUACACGAGGCGGGCACCGACAAGGCCAGCGCCGCCCUGGACGUCAAUGUGGGCAGCUUCAGCGACGCCGAGGACAUGCCAGGCAUCGCGCAUGCCGUCGAGCACCUGUUGUUCAUGGGCACUGAAAAGUACCCCCAAGAGAAUGCCUACAACCAGUAUCUGGCCAAGCACGGCGGCCACUCGAAUGCCUUCACCGCCGCCACCGACACAAACUACUACUUCGAGCUCUCCUACCCGUCCUCGACAUCGACAGGUGGCAAGGCUGCGACACCAGAUACCCCGCAAGCGAGCCCGCAGGACCUGAAAGACGAGUCGCCGCUGUGGGGAGGACUGGACCGCUUCGGCCAGUUCUUCAUUGCCCCGUUGUUUCUUGACAACGUGCUCGACCGCGAGCUAAAGGCCGUCGAUUCAGAGAACAAGAAGAACCUCCAAAACGACACAUGGCGGCUGCAUCAGCUCAACAAGGCCUUGGCCAAUCCCGAGCACCCCUAUUGCCACUUCUCGACAGGAAGCUGGAAGACGCUGCACGACGACCCCCUCGCGCGAGGCGUGAAGAUACGGGACGAGUUCAUCAACUUCCACUCGACGCACUAUUCGGCGAACAAGAUGAAGUUGGUCGUUCUGGGCCGCGAGAGCUUAGAUACCCUGGAAGAAUGGGUCGAGGAGAUCUUCGACAAGAUACCAAACAAAGACCUGCCUCGCAGUCGCUGGGACAUGCCCGUCUACACCGAGAACGAGCUGCUCACCCAGACUUUCGCCAAGCCCGUACUCGAAACGAGGUCGUUAGAGCUACAAUUCUUAUACCGCGACGAGGAGGAGUUUUACGAGUCGCAUCCGUCAAGGUAUCUCAGCCACUUGGUCGGCCACGAAGGUCCAGGCAGCAUCCUUGCCCACCUCAAGGCCAAGGGUUGGGGUAACAGUCUUGGGGCGGGUGGCUCCACACUCUGUCCUGGCUCAGGCCUGUUCCAAGUCAACGUGAAGCUGACCGAGGAGGGGUUGAAAAACUACCAAGAGGUCGCCAAGAUCAUCUUUCAAUACAUCGGCAUGAUCCGCGAUCAGCCACCUCAGAAAUGGGUAGUCGACGAGCAGAUGCAGAUGAGCGAGGUUGAUUUCAGGUUUAAGCAGAAAAGUCCUCCCAGUGGAACAGCAAGCUCCCUUGCGGGCGUCAUGCAGAAACCCUAUGACCGCACAAUGUUGCUGAGCGGGCCAGCUGUUAUUCGCAAGUUCGACGCAGAUCGGAUCAGUGAAGCCAUGGAAUUCUUGCGACCGGAUAACUUCCGUAUGGUGGUUGUCAGUCAGGAGUUUCCUGGUGGAUGGGAUAGAAAAGAGAAAUGGUAUGGCACAGAACACAAGGUCGAAAAGCUAUCCAAAGAUUUCCUCGACGAGAUUAAACAGGCAUUCGAGAGCAAGAGCAGGCCAGCAGAGUUACAUUUCCCGCACAAGAACGAAUUCAUUCCAACUCGUUUAGACGUGGAGAAGAAGGAGGUAGAGGUACCGUCAAAAGAGCCAAAACUCAUCAGGAAUGACGAGAACGUACGCAUCUGGUGGAAAAAGGAUGAUCAGUACUGGGUCCCCAAAGCCAAUGUGCACAUCUACCUGAAGACACCCAUAACAAAUGCCACGGCGCGUGUUGUGCUCAUGUGCACUUUGUAUCGCGAUCUUGUCAACGACGCCCUAGUCGAGUACUCAUACGACGCCGAUAUCUCUGGCUUAGGCUAUGAUUUCACAAACCAUCUCAACGGCUUAUCAGUCACCAUCAGCGGAUACAAUGACAAACUCCACGUCUUGUUAGAAAAGGUUCUCUUACAGGCACGAGAUCUCGAGAUUCGCCCAGACCGCUUCAAGAUCGUCCAUGACAGGAUGCUGCGCUCUUUACGUAAUUCGGACUACUUACAACCGUAUCACCAAGUUGGAUCCUACACACGAACUUUCAAGAGCGAGAAAGCUUUCAUGAACGAGGAUCUUCUAAAAGAAUUAGAUGGUGUCACCGCGCAAGACGUGCAAGAAUUCUACCCCCAGAUUCUCGCCCAAUGCCAGCUCGAAGUCCUUGCACAUGGUAACUUGUACAAGGAGGAGGCGUUGAAGCUUACAGACCUUGCAGAACGCACGUUGAAACCCAAGAAGCUUCCUGCAUCCCAGCUGACCAUCAAACGAAACCUGGUGUGGCCAUCAGGUAGCAACUUCAUCUACGAAAAGCAGCUUAAGGAUCCAGCUAAUGUGAACCACUGCAUCGAGUACAGCGUGUAUGCUGGUGAUCGCUACGAUAAGGUGUUGCGCGCCAAACUCAUGCUCAUCGGGCAGAUGACGGACGAACCGUGCUUCAACCAGCUGAGGACAAAGGAACAGCUCGGCUAUGUAGUUUUCUCCGGCUACCAAUUCCAGGAUACUUGGGCCGGGUACCGCAUCUUGAUUCAGAGUGAAAAGGACUGUCGAUACCUCGAGGGCCGGAUUGAGAACUUCUUGACUUCGUUUGAGAAACAGCUUGAAGAGAUGAGUGACGAAGACUUCCAGGGUCACAAGAAGGCGAUUAUCAACAAGAGGAUAGCGAAGCUGAAGAACCUUGGGCAAGAGGACGCGAGGUUCUGGAGUCAUAUUUACAGUGAUUCAUAUGAUUUCUUGCAAGCGGAUGUCGACGCCCAAGCCAUCGAUCAACUCACCAAAGACAGCGUCGUGGCCUUCUUUGCCCAACACUUUUCUCCUUCGUCUCUCCACCGCGCCAAGCUUUCCGUCCAUCUACAGGCGCAAUCCAAACCCAAAGAACCCACUCUCGACGAGAGAAAAGAAUCCUCUAUCAACGCGCUUAAUGUCAUACUUGCAGAGCAUAAAGUUUCGCCCGAUACCGACGCUCUCAAGUCCCGCAUUGACAAUGUAUCUUCUGUAGACGCUAUUUCAGAUACAUUGGCGAAAUAUGUUACUGAAGACCUAAAACUUGAAAAGGAGACCGCAGAAAAGGUCAUUGACGAGGCGGAAGCAGCGCUAGGUCUUUCUGAUGCGGCUGUAUCGCUGGACGCAGAUAACAAAGAUGGCGUGGUGCCGGUGCUUGUUCAUGACGUCCACGCUUGGAAGGCAGAAGUACAAGUCGGCAUUGGGGCAAAGCCUGUAAGGAACUUGGAGGACUUUGUUGAGGUUGCAGAAAAACUUUGAGUAUGGGCAAAUGCCUGUGGUAUUGUACCAACAUAACUUGGAUAGGCGGACAAAGAGGUCAGGCGUAGAGGAACGUAAAGGUAGAUAGAAAAGAGCGGAUCAACCUCGUUUAAACGUUUGGCGGUGUCAUGUAUUAAGAAAUCAAGACAUAUUCUGACAAAUUGUCUCUCACUAGAGCUUUUCUGUCA